AUGUCGGUUGACAACUUUAAAACCAAUAUCUAUGAAUACCUCGAAACAUUACCGACUUUUACAUUUCUACGAUUAUUUGAAAAGCCAGCAACAUGUCUUGCCAUCUUUAGAUUGCUUCCAAGUAUAGGUCGACAAAUUGUAAUGUCAUUUUUAUAUGUUGAGGCCGAUAUUCCAGUACAAGAUGUCAACGAUUGGGUCAACAAGGAUGGUGAAAGAAUGCUACCAGAAGCUUUACACAAGCUAUCUCGGCUACGUAUCAUGGAUCGUCACAAUAAUACAUUAAUGAUGAACGGGACGUUCCGACAAGAAUUCAAAAAUGCAUUGACGGGCGGAGGUACACAGCAAUCCUUUGGUUUACCUUGCUCUACGCCCGAUAAACAUUCUGUUGAUAUUCCGUUCCUGGAUCAAUACGCGACGCAACAAUGGGAAUCGAUUUUGCAUUACAUGGUCGGCACGUCAUCAAGCAAAAAACCCAGUCGUGGUGUACUGAAUCUUCUCGAACGCAGUCAAUUGAUGCAAUACGGCUCGGAUGAUCCAGGAACAUUGCAGAUCACAAACAAGGGAUUCCAGUUUCUGCUACAGGAUGUGAAUACACAAGUCUGGGCGUUCUUACUACAGUAUCUUAAUAUGGCUGAGGUUUUACAAAUGGAUCUUGUUGAAGUAUUGAACUUCCUUUUCCAAUUGGGCUCAUUAGAGCUUGGUGAGAAUUACUCGGUAGAAACAUUGACUCAAACACAACAACAAAUGUUAGAGGAUUUGCGGGACUAUGGAAUUGUAUACCAAAGAAAGCGAGGAUCGCGUCGUUAUUAUCCUACGCGUCUAGCUACUACCUUGACAUCGGGUAGCUUGGCCAUCACGGGUGCUGCAUUAAGAAAUGUAACUGCAGGUGAUACCAGCAAAGCGCCUGCGGCUGGUGGGGAGCAAGGUUUUGUUAUUCUCGAAACCAAUUACAGAAUAUAUGCAUACACAGAGUCGCCACUACAAAUUGCUGUAUUGAAUUUAUUCGUCCAGCUGCAAUCCCGUUUCAGGAACAUGGUGGCAGGUGUUAUUACACGUGACAGUGUUAAAAACGCUCUGAUUAAAGGCAUCACUGCGCGCCAGAUCAUAUCCUAUUUAGAAACCCAUGCCCAUCCACAAAUGCGGAAAAAUACACCUAUAUUGCCACUUACAGUGGUGGAUCAAAUCCAGUUAUGGGAGAUGGAACGGUGUCGCUUAAAAACAACUUCAGCCUACCUAUACCACGAAUUCAACAUGCAAGCCGAUUUUGAUGCUGCGGAGAAAUAUGCAAAGGAUAUUGACGUGCUGCUAUGGUCUAAUCCAAAGAAGCGAACCAUGGCGAUUACUCAAAGUGGACAUGACCAAGUGAAAGGUUUUGUGAAACGGCGCUUGCAAACUCCUAGGCAGUAA
Molecule: messenger RNA, 1407 nt
Organism: Zychaea mexicana
Lineage: Eukaryota; Fungi; Mucoromycota; Mucoromycetes; Mucorales; Lichtheimiaceae
Product: RNA polymerase II transcription factor B subunit 2
Exons: 14
Coding region: 1-1407 (468 amino acids)
Biological process (GO): nucleotide-excision repair
Cellular component (GO): transcription factor TFIIH core complex; transcription factor TFIIH holo complex
Molecular function (GO): ATPase activator activity; double-stranded DNA binding
Source: RefSeq, a predicted model, not a curated record